AUGUGUUCAAUUGAAUCAAUACGACAUUCGUCACAUUCAACAAAGAACAAAUUAUCAAAUCGAACAAUACCAUUGAAAAUGAUUGAAAAACGUUUACAUCAUUUAAAAGAAGAAUUACGUGUUUUAACAACAAAAGAAAUAAUAAAUAGUGAACAACAAAUUGAACAGAAUGAUGAUCAUCAUGCACAAUAUAAAAAACGUUUAGAUCAAUUAUUAAGAUUAUAUGAUAAACAAAUUAAUAAUCUGAAUCUUUGGCAUUAUGAACGAUGUAAUACCAUCGAAAAAAUGUAUACACAUGAAUUACGACAAUCUGAUGAAACGUUUCAAAUGAAAAAAAUUGAUUUUAAAUCAAAAUUAUUAUCAACAUUUAAUGAUAAACGUCGUCAUUUGGAAUAUGAACAUCAAAAUGUAAAUAUUCGUCAUCGUCAUAAUUCAGAUAAUGAACAAUUUUUACUCAAUGGAAUUCAUAAUCAUAUUAAUGAUACUAAUGUAUAUGAUGGACAUAAUCAUCAAUCGAAUGAAUCUACUCAACAACAAUUGCAACAACGACCAGCAUAUAAUCUAAGACGAGCAGCUGCUAAUGAUAUUCUUACAGAAAAUUCUACAUCAUCAACAGUAACAUCAUUGAAAGAUUUAUCAAUAUUUAGUGGAACAAGUUCUUUAUUACCACCAUUUGGUGGUAUUGAAUUACAACGUUGUUUAUCAAAUACAGAUAUUGAACAAGAUAUAAAAGAUAUUUGUCAUAGUUUAAAACAUAUUGAAUCAAUUGAUGAAAAGAAAUCUUCUGAAAAUCAACAUGAUGAUUCAUCAACAAAAUCUCUUAUUGAUGUUCGUAUUGAAGAAGGUCGUUUAUGGUAUCAACGAGCAUGGUUUUCACGUAAUUCACCAAUACUUUUAGUUUUUGAUGAUCUCGAAAUAGUUCCUGCACUUGUUUUAACAGUCGGACGUAAUGAUUUACUUGUACGUCGUUCAGGUACAAAUAUAAAACAUCGUGUUAGUCUUUCACUUUUACAUGAUGGACAUUUAGCAAUUCGAAAACGUGGUUGUAUAUUUUAA
Messenger RNA from Adineta steineri, 1056 nucleotides. The record is from the annotation of a GenBank genome assembly. Lineage: Eukaryota; Metazoa; Rotifera; Eurotatoria; Adinetida; Adinetidae.